Messenger RNA from Aspergillus heteromorphus CBS 117.55, 4113 nucleotides. RefSeq lists its product as uncharacterized. The record is from RefSeq and is a predicted model, not a curated record. Lineage: Eukaryota; Fungi; Ascomycota; Eurotiomycetes; Eurotiales; Aspergillaceae. Bases 1 to 4113 code for a protein of 1370 amino acids. The transcript has 3 exons.
AUGUCGCAACCCGCUGGUCCCACAGAAUCGAGAAUUGUUAUGGCAGAGCAGAGUAGCCACGAUGUGGUAAACCAAACCCUGUCGGGCGGCGAACCUUCGCCGUCCGACGUUCCUGCGAGCACCACCGACAAGACACCUGCCGGAGGAGACGUGGGGGAGUUCAAAGAUACUGCUACAACGACACCACCGGGGACGAACACAAGCGCUCAACAAGGGGAACGAAAAAUGGAUGCUGCCGAACAACUAGGACAGAACGGAGCCGCCAAGGAUGCCGAUCAGCCGCCGAGCGUGAGUGUUGCCGACAUGGACGCUUCCAUAUACCUACUGAACCCGACCCAGGACACCCCAAAGUCUGGUCUCCUGCCGGUCGCUGCAAGAGCACUCGAGAUGAAUGGAAUGACGUCUGGGUCAGAUGGUGGCGAGGACACAGCCUCUCAAGGAGGUUCGGAGUCCGACGCCAGUCGAACGGAUGGCAGAUUCGCUCGAGCCGGCUCCAAAAAGCCAACCUCCUUCAAGCCGGUUACCUUUGCCAAAUUUUCUGUUCCCAAGGCGCCGGGCACUCCUCCCAUAACGAAGGCUUCGGAGAAAGCUCCCGUUACUUCAACCACUCCUCUGGGCACGCCGCCUCCCACUUCACGCCCUCGCUUGGUCGUUAAGUCCACUAGCAGCCUACGCGACUCUCUUUCAAAAACGGGGAUGGGCGCGAUUAGGCCUGGUGCAGGUGGACCGGACCCGAACCAAGUUUGGAAUAAGAAUCGCCCCGUUCAACAAACACCUCCGAAACACUUGACCGAUGAGGAGUUGAAGCAGCAAUACGGAAUUCACAUGACGUCCAGGAUACAGGAAGAUGGUGGGGGAGGUGAAGGUAAAUGGGCCGAUAUCGACGACGAUGAAGACGACUGGGCUCCCGAGACGAUUGAGUGGACUGAUGGAACGAAAACCGACCUCACGCAACAACCAGAGCCUGCGCCAGCAGCUCCUGCUCCUCCCCAAGAGAAGGCGGCGGCGGAUUUCAAGAAUGAUUUCCCACCCGUGGAGCAAGCUGCUGCUGUUGCUGCCGCUGUCAAGGAGCCUGCAAAGUUUGUCCCAAAACCUGUGACCUCUAUCGGCCCGAACCCUACAGUUCUCCGGCUUGGAGCAAACGCAGAAAGGCAAGCAAAGAGUGCCAUUAUUGCUGCCAAAGGACCCAACGACAAAUCUCCCCUGUUAUCCACAAGUCCAGCACCCCCCCCUGUCAAGUCGCCUUGGGCCCAGCUACCGCCGGUCGAGAAAAUCUCCCCUGUAAUUCCUCCAGUCCAGGUCCAACCGCUAAUGCGGCCUCCCCUUAGGGAGCCUCACUUAGGUGACGGUCCACUUGGACCCCUGCCCCCGAAAGAAAUCGCCGCAGAUGACUUCAACCGGUCCUGGAGGGAGAUGCAGUCCGGAACUCGGGAGCUCUACAAUUCUAGAUCGGGUCGCUACGAGCCUGUCGCGGAAACAAGAAAAGGAGCCUGGCGUGCUGAGCAGAACUUCCGGGCGCCUUCUUUGUUGCAGAGGCCAGCACACGGCGAGCAAGCAGGACCAGCAGAGCCCUCCGCCGCUUUUCAAACACACAGGUCGAGUGGCCAAGAUGGGAUGCACUGGCCGCGGCGCCGAACAUCGUCUAAUGUUAGUGGAGGGAGUGGCAGCUUCGGACGUCGAAUGUCGAUUGGCAGGCCUGAUAUGGUACCUAAGGUAUUUGAGUCUAGGAGAGGGUCUCAGGUAAACGGGAUGAUCGAAUCAUCAUUACCUGUUAGAGACCUGCCGCCACCUAAGGAUGUUCCUCUGCGCGAGGUCUCGCCUUCCCGGAGGGGUCCCGGCCCUUGGCCCUCAAGGGGUGCUGCACACGUACAAGACAGAAUGCCCAAUAUGCCCGAUGGAGUACCACAGCCGCCUACUGCAGAAGUAACGGAGGAACAGGCGCCAGCAGCAGAUGUCCAACCGCCACAAGCGCCUCAAGAGAACCCAGUCGCCAUGCAAGAGCGCAUAAUGAAGGAGAAGAGGUUGGAGGCUCGCCAGCGAAGAAUAGAGCAGGAAGAGAGGGAGGAAGCGGCGAAGCGCGAAAGGAUUCGGCAGAAGCUUGAAGCACUGGGCCCAGCUCCGGACAAGUCGAAGCCCAGGUGCAAGGAGUCGCUGGAUAGCGGAAAGGCCGAGACCAAUCCCCCGCAGUCCGCUGCGCAAGCAUUCCAUUCUCCACCAAAGCCACCAGUUCCCGAACCGACCGGGGAGCCUAAGCAGUAUGGUAUGAUGAAGGUUCACCAUCCGGACACUGUGAAGAAGCUUGUGGAGAGGGAGAGGGCUCCGGAAAAGGCGCCCUCAGCCGCCAAUGCCCGACGCACUUCUUCGCCGGCUCGUGAGUCGAAACAAGAUGCUUCCGCGCCGAAUGGAUCUCAGCAGCAACCCGGUGAUACCCAAGUACCGAGUUCUGACAAAGCGCCUGAAGCUCAGACCGACGAACAAAGCCCUCAGUGGAGAGGAAACCUCAAUGCUCCCAGCACGUAUCUGCCUUGGUCCCCGAAUCCCAAGUUUGUGGGAACGACGCCUCCUACCAUUUCGAAUCCUUGGAAGCCUCUAAGCAAUGACAAGACCUUAGGAAAUGGUAUAUUCGAGCAAAGUCUCGGUGGCUUCCCAGCAAGGGAUAUCUCUCUCCGCAGCCACUUGGGUCUUGAUCAGCCAGCCAUGGCGCCGGGCUCUCAGCCUUUCUCUGCUCCCUCGCGAUCCCCACAGGAGAACGCAUCGAUCCCACCUUUGGCGUCCCCGGAAGUCAGGCAUGUCUCUUACGAUGCCAUUACUCCGCUUGUGCGCCCCGGGCCAAUCGGUCCUCCCAGUUCGCAGCACUCUCACCGGCAACAUGAGAGUCGCGCUGCUGGAACAGCAGCCUGGAACAAUUUCCAUUCCGUGGCUACGAAGCGUGAGGCAGAGGAAAACGAGAAGCUCCGCAACGAGUUCAACGCCAUGCCUCAGGGCCCCUCUUCACUCCAGGUUACAUUUAAUGAGACUUGGAAGCAAGUUCGGACCGGAGACCAGGCCGGACAGAGACAAGUCGUUGGAAUCACGAGGUCAUCAGAGAACAACCCACCACUGGCAGCCCCCCUUCCUGGGUUCGAUCACCCUGUUAACCCUCUGCCUUUCACGGAGACACCUGCCCGGCCUCUUGGUAGCGUUCCAGUCCGCAGUUCACGGUUUUUCCCCCAGGCAACCGAGCCUCCCCGGAAGCCAGCGGCUGAUGAUGGUGACUUUUACCGGAGCCCUUCGCCACCUCCGCCGGAAGAAAUGUCGAGUCAUCCAGUGUAUACUGGCAACUCGAACAGGCCACUGGUCCAUCUUCCUGCGCCGAAGCCUAUCGUCAAACUGCCUCCGAAGGUCAUCGCUCCGCCCCCUCCGCCUCCCACCUUCGCCUCUAUGGUUGCCGCCCCUCCGCGGUCCAACUCUCAGCACGUUACGUCCUGGCAGGAGAAAAUCAACACACUAUUUGGCAAGAAGACGGUGCCGGAAAAGAGGAAUGCUCUGGCGGUUACAUCGGCGACCAAGGAACCACUUGACGUCCAGCUGCACAUCGCUGCGGUCUCCGUUUCCCUUCCUUAUAACGGCGAGUCUCAUAUCGGAGACGGUGAGAUGACCGCGAAGCAAGUCGAAGAGGCAGAGGAGAUUUUUGAAGACCGUGAAGUGGGAUCUUUGCCAGUGGUUCGAGUACCGACCCGGGCACCUCCCGCAGCAUGGCAGGCAGCGCCGCCGCCUUCGCAGUCUCGCUUACGAUCGAAGCACCUGAAGUCGAUGCAGGUCCACAGCAUUGAGCCGUUCUUGGUUGGGUUCCAGGACAGGGACUCCUCCGGAAACACCAGGGUUUCUAUCCGCUUCCCCGGCGCAGCGCUUGCGAAGACCCUGUCUCUUCCCCGGAAAACAGGACCUCAUACCUCCCGCCCUCGCGGGCCUUCGAGCUUCAAGCCUCGCAAGAACACGAAGCCGCGCGAAGCACCCGGGAAUCCAAACACCAAGAAGCCUGCCACAUCCCAGCAGCCCAACGGCAGCAGCUCUCCGCGACGCCAGUCCCGGAAUGCGUCUUGGGGUCCCCGUACGUUCAGCGGGUCCCAGUAA